Molecule: messenger RNA, 1102 nt
Organism: Tremella mesenterica DSM 1558
Lineage: Eukaryota; Fungi; Basidiomycota; Tremellomycetes; Tremellales; Tremellaceae
Exons: 5
Coding region: 42-1049 (335 amino acids)
Biological process (GO): transcription by RNA polymerase II; transcription initiation at RNA polymerase II promoter
Cellular component (GO): transcription factor TFIIF complex
Source: RefSeq, a predicted model, not a curated record
AUCUCCUUUCUACCUUCUAACAGUGCAUUCCGAGUCUAAAGAUGUCCACUCCCAAACCCGAGCCCGGUUUCACAGCAGCUCGUUCGACGUUUAAAACCUCAAACAACCCUCACGCUGCGGCCUGGCCUUUCCCUCAAGAUGAUGAAGAACCGCUCUCUAUCUCACCCAUGGCGCCGAAUAGCAACGUCUGGGCUGUGAAAAUACCUCGGUUCUUAUUGGAACGAUGGGAGCAAGUCCGAGAGGAUGGUAUUUGUCUGGGUAGCUUGGUGGUGGAUAGCAAUUAUAAUCCCCCAAGAGUGACACUCCGUCUGCCCGAAACUGAUCCAGCCAUUCAAGAGACCAACAUCGCACCUAUCCCCGAUUUGUACGAUGUCAACAUCCCUGUAGAACGUUCGAGGAAUACGUGGGCGUUCAGUGAGACGUUGAGACAAUAUGGGAGUGGGAGUGGUGGGAAUGGUUCGUCAGAAAGUGGUCAUGCGGCAGGGAAGAAGAGACGGCAUCGAGCUUACCCUCGUUUGAUAGCUCGCGUCCAGCAUGAAGUCACGGUGAACCCUACGAGGAACGAGAAAUAUCUCAAGAUCUUGGCCCAGAGGAGGUUGGAGACUGAGCAGAGUCGACGCCCCAUCGUCCACGUAACGGAAGAAAACGCAACUCAAGCAGAGAUGAACCAAUUGGCUUCUGGUUAUCAAAAUCUUGCCAGUGGGUUUGGAAAAGGUUUGGUAAACCGUCCGGCUCAAAAAGACAAGUACGUCCGCACCACCCAUUCAGAUCUGACCAACCGUCUGUUCGCAUUAUUCAAAGACCGUCCUUAUUGGGGUAUACGAGCUCUACGUGUGACUCUGGAACAACCAGACGCUUUCAUACGUGAAGUAUUGGAAGAAAUAGCGGAAGUGGUGAAAGAUGGUCAAUAUGCAGGUUUGUAUACUUUGAAAGAUGUUUGGAAAGAGGGUACGGGUAAAGAAGAAAUGUUGGAUGAUGAUGAUGAUGUUGAUGAUGUUGAUGUUGAUAUGGAUGGUAUGGAAGAUGAAGAUUUUGAAGAGGUUGUAUAAAAAUAAUAAGAAUAAAAUAAAAAUAUAUACAUGGUGUAUCAUGUUGUACUGGU